GAGAACCGAGAGCUCGCCAGCUCGGUGCGUUUUGUUUCUUCUCUUUUACCGCGGUGUGCUGCGGGCGGUGAAAAAUCUCCGACCCGGGUCCAAAUCCAGGUGACGGCCGUUGACCGCGACCGUGGGAGGGGCAGUGGAGUGGUGGCCGGGAGCGAGCGAGAGACUGUGAGAGGAGGAGGGAGACAUCGAGGAGGAGUGACCCGGAAGCAAGCGGAGGGGGAGGAGGAAGAGGAGGAGCGGAUGGGAGUGGGAGCGGUAGCCAUCUCGCGCACGCCUUUCCCCGUACACGGUGCUCCUCUCUUUCCUUAUCUCUCCUGAGAGAUUACCGCGCCCACCCUCCUCGGCGGCGGAUCGGAGAGGGCGGUUGGUUUCCGGGUGCGGCGGCGGCGCCAUGAAGAGGCAGAGAUCGUACGGAGACGACCUGGACGACGACAGGAGGAGGUUCUACGACCGCGGGCCGCCGCCGCCGCCGCGGCGGCGUCCGGGGGACUACGACGGCGAUGGCUUCGACCGCCGGAAGGGGUUUAGCGGCGGCGGCUUCUACGACCACCGGUACCGGGAGUCCCCGUCCCCCCGGGGGUACGGUGGGGACCGCGCGAUGCACCGGUCCGAGAGCUUCUCAGGCUUCCGCAGGGAGUUCCCCAAGGGGUUCCGCUCGGAGCGCGACCGGUCUCGGCGGGACGGAGGCGGCAGCUCGGCGUGGAGGCGGCAGAGUGGCGGCUGGAGGGAUUCGGAAGGUUUGGAUGGAUACAGGGCGGGGGCGGUGCCCAGGCGGUCAGGUGCGUCGCCGCCUACGCCACCACUGCGGUCGCCGAGUGAGUCCAGCAGGAGGUUUGAGGGUCCGAGGUUGGAGAAGCCCAGGAAGCAGAGCUUUGGCAUUAGUGAGAUGGAGGAAGGGGAGGUCGCGCCAGAUCCUGAGACCAAGGCCCGGCCUGCUGCGGUGGAGCAUCGGAAGCUGAUUGAGCCUGGGCAUGUCAAGGAGAAAGGACUGGAGCGCCGCGAGGCGAAAAAAGUGGAUUCAGGUGUGAGAGGGAAUUUAGGAACUCAGGGUAAGGGAGUGGCUGGUGCAUCUGCUGCUCGCAAUGCAGGGAGGGAAGAAGGGAAGAGCAAGGAUGGUGUGGUUGCAGAAUCAGGAACAGUAACUCAAGCACGGCAUGAAAAAUCAACCGCAGGUGCCGGCGUGUCAAUUGGGAGAGGACAUCAGGUGGAAGAGCAAGAUGAGACUGCCAAUGCUGUCAAUCAAGUUGGGGAGUGCAUUUCAUCCACUAUGAUGCACAAGGCUCCACAGGAGGAAAUGAUGAUACCAGAUGAGGCUGCCAAUGUUGUCGAUGUGAUUGGGCAGAACACUUCGUCUAAUAUCCAGCAGGAACCUGUUGGUGAAAAGGCAGCUAUACAAGAUGAAACUGCUGAAGCUGCUCAGAGGACUUCAUCUAGUGUACAGGAGGAGGCCAUCCAGGAAAAAGUAACUAUACGAUAUGAAACUGCUAAUGAUGCUGAUGAAGAUGGGCAGAGCACUUCUUCCAGCAUCCAAAAGGAGGCUAUUCAGGAAAACACAAUUACACAAGAUGUAACUACCAAUGUUGUUGAUGAAGCUGGGCAGGGCAAUUCAUCUAACAACCAGGAGGAUGCUACUCACGAAAUGGCGACUGUACGAGAUGAAACCACCAAAGCUGUUGAUGAAUACAGGCAGGGCACUUCGUCCAGCACACAUCAAGAAGGACUUCAGGAGGAAGCUAUGGCAUUAGACGAAGCUGCUGAUGCAGCUGGGAAGGACAGGUUGUGCAGUAUGCAUCAAGAAGUUUAUCUGGGCAAAACGAGAGAUCACACUAGCAAUGAUGUUGAUGGGGUUGAAUGUGGCACUUCAUCUGGUCUUCUGCAGGUGACACUGCUGGAAGGACUGGCAUCAGUAGAUAGAACUGCCAAUGCUAUUAAUCCAGAGAAGAUCAAUUCAGGUAUGUUGAAGGAAACGAUUGAAGGAAAGAUAGUGCUUGAUGGAACUGCUGAUGUGGUGCGAGAGGGCAAUUCAUCCAACACCCUACAGGAAACAAUGAAUACAAAGGUAACUGCAGAAGAUGGUUGUUCCAGUAGUGCUCUUGAUAUAGCUGACGAGUGCAAGCAGUCCACUAUUACUGAGGAACGGGUGCAUGAAAAGUUGAUGACUUCUCCAUGCAGAGGGGCUCCAGAAAUGAAAAUAAAUGAAAAGGGUACUGUGUCCAGCAAGAAGAUUAGUGAACCAAUUGAACCUGCUGUGUCUCAACACGUGGAAGAGGCACUCCCACGGGAUUGCUGUGAAAAUAGAGUUGCAUUAGCUGAGAUUGAAGUCCCAGAACAAGGGGCACCUGCUGAGCAUGAAGAUAUCAAGAAGGAAGUACAAGUUUUUUGUUUGAAAGGUAACUCAGUAGGUGCUAAUAUGUUCCUUCAGCCAAGCAAGGAACGCAAUGGGGAUAGUGAGGAAGAGGGUACAGCUUUAAAUUUAAUUACAGGGAAGCCUAGUGCUGAAGAUAAAGGAAAGGGCAUAGCAUUUGAUGUCCUUAAUAAAGAAGAAAACAUAGGAGUAGGAAGUUCAGUAGGAAGAUCAUUUGACCUAGCGUUGCAGCCUGACAUUGGCACUGGCCAAACAGAAGUGCUGAAAUCUAGUGGUACUACAGUAAAGCAGGAAGGCGACACACUUAAGAUAGGGAGACUUGACCUUUCACUUAGUUUGUCAGGUGGUUUACAGAAUCCUGAGUUCAAAUGCUCAGUUCCCAGAUCUGAAUCUCUAGCCCUUGCAACUUGCUCUCAAACAUUACCUUCAUCAUAUUUUCACACCAAUUCAGAAGGGUUCACAGCUUCCAUAUCAUUAACCAACUCCCAAACAUUUAUUCAUAACCCUAGUUGCUCACUUGACCAACAAUCAUUAGACAAUUACGAGCAUUCAGUGGGCAGUAAACCUUUAUUUCAGGGUGUUGAUAAGUUGAGCGAUAGCAAAAGAUGGCAAACUCAGUUGUCGAGUGAAUCUACUAAGAAGAGGGAGCCUACUACAAUCCUUCAUAAUACACUCAAAUAUGGUAAUCUAUCAGACAAGACCUUUGUUGGUGUGAAUGUACAGAACAAUGGGAUUUCCAAGGACAUUCAAAGGCGUGGAGGGGUCUCGGGUGUUUUGUCGCCGACACAUAGUCGGGACUCUCAUGAUUCAGGAUUUGAGCAAAGUAGACAUAGAAGGCAGCUCACAAGAGAGAGAAGCAGCAGCAGUCUUACAAGGGGUGAGCUGCAGGAUGGACAACAGCUUGUCUUCAAUGGUGUUGGUGUCAUUGAGAGGAUCGUUUCCAAGAUUGUGUCAGAACCUUUCCAUCAUACAGGAAGGAUGCUUGAUGAGAUGACAAGCAAUUCUGUAACAUAUUUGAGGGAGGCCAUUUCUGAUAUCAUAGCUGAUGCAAAUAAAAGAGGGCAGGUGGUAGCGUUGCAGGAGGCACUUAAAAAAAGGUCUGAUUUGAAUAGCGAAAUGUUGCAAAGGUGUCCGCGCGUGUUGCUGGAGAUACUUGUUGCUAUAAGGACUGGUCUUCCAGAUUUUAUAAAGAAAAGUAAUAGCAUUGGUUCAUGUGAGUUGAUUGACAUUUUUCUGUAUUCGAAAUGCCGCAACCUCUCAUGCAAGAGCAUUCUACCAGUAGAUGAUUGUGAUUGUAAAGUUUGCCAACGGAAGACUGGUUUCUGUAGCUCUUGCAUGUGCAUUGUCUGCUCAAAUUUUGACAUGGCAUCUAAUACAUGUAGUUGGGUUGGCUGUGACGUAUGUCUGCACUGGUGCCAUACAGAUUGUGGCCUGCGCCACUCUCUUAUUCGAAAGGGGGGGAGUGGCUCAAGGGCAUACAAUACUAACGAGAUGCAGUUUCAUUGCGCUGCUUGUGGGCAUCCAUCAGAGAUGUUUGGUUUUGUGAAGGAGGUCUUCCGAACAUGUGCUAUGCAAUGGAGGAUGGAGACUCUGGUUAGGGAGCUUCAGUAUGUAGAAAGAAUCUUCUCUUCAAGUGAUGAUGCGAGGGGAAAGAGAGUUAGACAUUUUGUAAAGCAGAUGAUAAUUAAAUUGGAAAACAGGGCCUAUCAUCCAGAAGUGGUGAAAUAUAUCAUGGCAUUCUUUUCUGAUGACGACUCUAACAUUGUUAGUGGUUCAUCAGUACCACUGAAGGGCAUUCCAUGCAACAUUGCUGAAACAGCAGAUGGAAUUCCUAGUUCAAGCCGAAAGGCACCAUGGUUACCAUCAGUGACCCUGGAGGGAGUUCCAUUCUUAGAAAAACAAGGGGUAAUUUCAACUGCCGGCAGCCCAUCAACACUAACAAAGUUUCGUGGAGCUGACUUCCAGGCGACUGAUAAUAAGCCUACUAUUGAUGAGCUGGAUGGCCUAAUCAGGUUAAAGCAAGCUGAAGCAAAUAUGUACCAGCAACGUGCUAAUGAUGCACGCAAAGAAGCUGAGACUAUGAAACAUAUCACCAUGGUAAAAUACGCACAAAUUGAGGAACAACAUGCUACUCAAAUUGCUGGACUCCAUAUAAAUGAGUUACAAGAGCAGCGUAAGCGAAAGAUUGAAGAACUCCAAGUCAUUGAAAGGACAUACCAUCAAUUUCUCAGCAUGAAAACAAGGAUGGAAGGUAGCAUUAGGGAAUUAUUGUUGAAGAUGGACGCAACAAAACAAAAUUUUAGCACAUGAACCAAGCUAACAAAUCAAGGUAGCGGAUAUCAGAGCGCACUGGACUUGCUUAAUGCAGCCUCCAUAUGAUGAGGCCAGUUCUUGUCAUCAUAGCGUGCCUUGCUGCAUAUCUGGACAAUUCUUACAAAGGAUGCAAGCCUGCGAACCUGCAACUUCAAGCAUCACAAUGAUGAUAGAGGAGCAUUAAUAUUCUCUCUUCUGAGAACAUGCGGGUGGAUCAUUGCAUCAGAAUCGUUGUAAAACCUGUUUGAUCAAUACAAUUUUGAAUCCACUAUGGAUUAUUGCAAGGAAGAGCACAAACUUAACCACACAAACAAGCCUGGAAGUUCAUCGAAGCAAAAUUUCAGAAUGCACCUGUAGCCAUACAGCAUCUAAAUUAUGAAUCGAUGUUGGCAAUAGUAAAGGUAGGCAUGAAAUUAUUCCUCGUAUGUAAAUUAUAAUAAAAGUUUAUGGUUCUGAUCUUCAGUGAGAAGAUGCAUUACCAGUUAUUUUUGUUGAAUCUGUAGCCCCCUGGAGCUAAAUUAUGCAGCAUUUGUAUGUCGGCUGCUUACGUGCACGGGAGUGUGCUCGGGCAUGAAAUGAGUGAAAUUCAAUCCUGCAAUGUCGUCACCAGCUGCUCCUGGACAUCACAUUGCUGCUGAACUGAUG
Molecule: messenger RNA, 5323 nt
Organism: Oryza brachyantha (malo sina)
Lineage: Eukaryota; Viridiplantae; Streptophyta; Magnoliopsida; Poales; Poaceae
Product: protein OBERON 4-like
Exons: 3
Coding region: 392-4675 (1427 amino acids)
Cellular component (GO): nucleus
Source: RefSeq, a predicted model, not a curated record